This is a messenger RNA of Monopterus albus (swamp eel), 4037 nucleotides long. RefSeq names its product multifunctional ROCO family signaling regulator 1 (gene mfhas1). Bases 620 to 3751 code for a protein of 1043 amino acids. Gene Ontology annotation, molecular function: protein binding. Gene Ontology annotation, cellular component: cytoplasm. The transcript is spliced from 2 exons. NCBI's taxonomy places the organism in Eukaryota, Metazoa, Chordata, Actinopteri, Synbranchiformes, Synbranchidae. The record is from RefSeq and is a predicted model, not a curated record.
GGAGCUGUCCACCGCCGGACGUGGAGCUGUCACCUCGUCCCUCUCCUACUCCAGCGAGCACAUAAAGCUGAUCUGAGGAGCAGAGACGUGCGCACUGAGCUCCAGCAGCCUCGGAGCCGUUUCUAUGACACUACCACAAACUUCCCAUGAAUUCAGCCGUGCAGCGCCUGGCGUGACCGCAGUGCCAGACGGAGGAGAGAGGAGGAGGAAGAGGAGAAAGGGCGGAGGAAGGGAGGAGCAGUGUGCACAGAUCUGACGCAGUGUGAGCUGCUGCCGCCUCGUUUCCACUCUGCACUGCCAGGAAUACACGGAGCUGCUCGGAAAGCCCCCAGAAACCCGCGGAUCGAUCCACAAACCAGCAUCCAGAGGACGGGCUCUGUGGCGAUGGGGACGCCGGUGAUGACCGAAACGCACCGGACCUCUGGUUUGGGAUUAGACGCGGAGCAGUGACGACGGUGGUUUGCUUUCAUUGUGCGCUGAGUGGCGCAGGAGAAAAGGAUGCUUCCGCGGACACACACACUCCGUCUGGUCCCGUUGAAAAGCUCGAUCAUUUCUCGACAGAACCUGGCCUUUCUGCCGUGCCUGACGGAGGGUUUAUUGUUGAUGAGCGUGCUGAUCUAUGCAGGACCCCCUCCACCAUGCUGGCCGCUCCGGAGCCAUGAAAACUCUCAAUGAAAACAAGGACGACGACGAGGAGGAGGAGGAGGAGGAGGGGUCGGGCUGUAACGCCAUGGAGGACAAGGAGAACAAUCUGAAAACGGCCAGGUUGUGGAGGGACGCCGCCCUGCGCUCCAGGAAGCUGCGGAGCAACCUGCGCCAGCUCACCCUCUGCUCCAAAAACAACCAGAUCAUACUGCCUGAGGAUAUAGCAGAGAUAGAGGUGCUCAAUCUGGGCAACAACUCCCUGCAGGAGCUACCCGACGGGCUGGGGGCCGCCCUCAACAACCUGCGCAUCCUCAUCCUUCGCAGGAAUAAGUUCACCUUUGUCCCCCUGGUGGUGUUUGAACUGGGGCAGCUGGUGGAGCUGGACAUGAGCCACAACUGCCUGAGAAGCCUCCCCGAAGGUGUGGGCCACCUGAAGGGGCUGAAGAAGCUAUGCAUCAGUCACAACAAAAUCCAGUAUCUGCCAGCUCAGAUUGGAGCACUUCAGUUUUUGGAGGAACUGGACAUUAGUUUCAACGAUCUGCACAACCUGCCCAGGACUUUCUCCAGCCUCGCCAGGCUGCGCACUCUGGAUGCAGAUCACAACAAGCUGAACCAGUUCCCCCCUGAGAUCCUGGCCCUCAGCGAGCUGGAGGAACUCGACUGCUCCGGGAACAAGUUUGAGGUGUUACCAGCAGACGUCAUGAAGCUGCAGUCCAUCAAAAUCCUGUGGCUCAGCUGUCUCCACAUGUCCACAUUACCUGACACAUUCUGUCACCUGCACAACCUGGAGAGCCUGAUGCUGGACGGGAACAACCUCACAGCGCUUCCGCCUUCGUUUGGAAACCUACAAAGACUCAAAAUGAUCAAUUUGUCCUCUAAUGAGUUUGAGAACUUCCCCCAUGUGAUUUUAAGCAUCACAGGAUUAGAGGAACUCUACCUAAGCAGGAAUAAACUGACUCAUAUUCCAGAGGGCAUCGGGCAGCUGGGGAAGCUGGCGAACCUCUGGCUGGAUAAUAACAGCAUCAGCUUUCUGCCUGACUCUGUCGUGGAGCUGGACAAGUUGGAGGAGCUUGUUUUACAGGGUAACCAAAUAGCCAUACUUCCAGAUAACUUUGGAAAGCUGUCCAAUGUGAACAUCUGGAAGGUGAAGGACAACCCUCUCAUCCAGCCUCCAUAUGAGGUGUGUAUGAAGGGGAUCCCUUACAUCGCAGCCUAUCAGAAGGAGCUCGCACAUUCACAGCUUGCUGUAAAGCCGCGACUGAAACUGGUCCUGAUGGGAAUGCAGAGCGCUGGGAAAACCCGGCUGAGGCAGAGCGUGGUUGGCAGUCAGCAGGAGGCCCAAGGGAUCAAGGGAAACGGAGGAAUCGAAGUCACUAACUGGGUGGCAGAUGCUGAGCGCUGUCUCACAUUUCUAGUGUACGACUUGUCAGGGAAGCAAAACUAUGACCUCAUCAAACCCUUUUUCCUGUCCCCCGGUGCUCUCUACAUCCUUGUUGUCAAUCUCAAAACAUAUUCUCCCAAAAACUUUUACGCCCAUGUCGGGUAUUUCCUGCACCUCCUCGCUGCCAAAGUGCCCCAUACUGUUGUGUGCUUGGUGGGCACACACACAGACCUGUGUGAGGAGGCGGAGCUGGAGGAGAAGAGUCUGGACAUCCACAGACAGAUCGGUCUGCAGGAGAAGAAGGACAGGCGGACCCUGAGGAACCUGGCUCUGCAGGUGGACCAGGCACUGGAGCAGGGCUACAACGUCCGCACCUCCAGCCCCCACGUCCUUUUCUACGGAGUCUCAGACAGGAACCUGAGGCGCAGGAAAGCUCAGCUGCAGUACAUGCUGAACCACCGGCUGCAGAUCCUGUCUCCAGUCUUGAGUGUCAGUUGCACCGAGAACCAGAUGAACAUCCAGAGAUUGAGGGAGAAGCUCAUGUCUGUCGCAGACCACAGGGAGAUCUUCCCCAACCUCCACCGUGUGCUGCCAAAGUCCUGGCAGAUGUUGGAGGAGUUGCACUUUAAGCCCAAAGACCUGUGGCUCUCCUGGUGGGACUCGGCCCGUCUGGGCCUCCAGGUGGGGCUCACAGAGGACCGACUACAGAGCGCCUUAUCCUACCUGCAUGAGAGCGGGAAGCUGCUCUACUUUGAGGACAGCCUCACCCUGAAGGAGUAUGUGUUUCACAACCUGCCACGUUUCAUUGCAAUCCUUAAUGUCUUCUUCCAGAGGGAUGAGUCCACUCUGCUGGACCGGCUGCUGGCUGAGGGGGAGAGGGGGGACAAAAGCAGGGUCAGUCUGGUUAUAGAGGACGAGAAGGGUGAGAACCUCAGGGUGAACCAUCUUCAGCACCAUGUGGAGGGAUUCCUCCAGCACGGCCUUUUGCCCUCCAACAUCAUCCGCCUGCUCCUCAGGCCACUCAUCCAGACCCAGCAGGACCUGCACCUCGUCAUGGAGCUGCUGGAGAAGAUGGGCAUCUGCUACUGCAUCAACAAACCCCGUAGCAAGCCUCUGAAUGGAGCCACGGCGUGGUACAAGUUCCCCAGCUACGUCAGCAACGAGGAGCUCCGGGCGGAGGCCUCGGCCGAUGGGAGCUGUCUGCCCCAUUGUCACGCCUUCUCUGUGGAGCAGCUGCACAUCCAGUACAGCUUCCCCUUCCUGUUUCCUCCCGGGCUGUUCUCCCGCUUCAGUGUGCAGAUCAACAGCCACGUGGUCCAGAGGUCGGACGGCAGGCGUCAGAUCCUGGCAUAUCGAGGUAAAGUCCCCGUGGUCAUCAGUCACCAGCCGUCCAGAGGGAAUCUGCAGACAGAGACACUAUCCAUCGCCAGCCACGCCUCGCUGCCCAACAUCUGGACCGCAUGGCAGGCCAUCACCCCGCUGGUGGAGGAGCUGAAUGUGCUGCUGCAGGAGUGGCCUGGCCUGCACUACUCGGUACAUAUCCUCUGCUCCAAGUGCCUCAAGAGAGGGUCGUCCAGCCCACACGCCUUUCCAGGGGAGCUGCUGAGCCAGACUCGGCCCGAGGGCCUCACCGAGAUCAUCUGUCCAAAGAACGGCUCGGAGCGGGUCAACGUGGCGCUGGUGUACCCCCCAACUCCCACCCUGCUCAGCCCCUGUCUUAAAUGAGCCGAGCACUGUCCCGGCUCGACUCGCUGCAUCACCAGAGCCUCCACCUCCGACUGCCCCUCUGCUGCACCCCCCCGGACCUCCAGCUGCAGGCUGUACACUGCAUCCCUACUUCACCUGUAGGCACAGUACUGCAUUCUGACUCCUUUCAGUGGUGGAAGAAGUACUCUGGUCCUUUACUUCAGUAAAAGCAGUAAUAACUGUGUAUAAAUACUGCAUUCAAAAUGUUACUUAAAUACAGAAGUAUCAGCAUCCAAAUCUACCUGAAGUACCAUCAGUACCAGUA